UGAGCCUCCGUCCUAAUGGGUGCUCAAGAAACGUCUGCAGGAUGCGGGACUUGUAGGGCACGCAGCACUUCUCUCAGCACGCCGAGUCUCCAAAGCCACCCACUCCAGCAGGGUCUCGGGUCGGCGAGGACUCACACCCCCACAGGACGCCAAUCGCAAAGCGCCUUCUCAGCCGCGGUUGAAGAUACAUCCGGGUCACCGUGUUGCACUUCGGGACGUUUAGGGUCGGCCGGUGGAAGAGGCGAGGCCGGCGGACCAUCUGCUUCCGGAGCCGGGCGCUCGGGCUUGGGCAGCCGGGUGGGGGCGCGCGGGGAGUGUGGCGGAGCCGGCUGUCUGCGCUGGUCCGACUGCAGUGCGCUCGGAGGAGCCCCGCGCCGGCCGCGGCAUGCUACCCUCCUCUGCAAGGCCUACCGUGGGGGCCACUUAACCAUCCGCCUUGCCCUGGGUGGGUGCACCAACCGUCCCUUCUACCGCAUUGUAGCUGCUCACAACAAGUGCCCCAGGGAUGGACGUUUCGUGGAGCAGUUGGGCUCCUAUGAUCCGCUGCCCAACAGUCAUGGAGAAAAACUUGUUGCCCUCAACCUGGACAGGAUCCGGCACUGGAUUGGCUGUGGGGCUCACCUCUCUAAGCCUAUGGAAAAGCUUCUGGGUCUUUCAGGCUUCUUCCCUCUGCAUCCUAUGACGAUCACAAAUGCUGAGAGACUGCGAAGGAAACGGGCACGUGAAGUCCUCUUAGCAUCUCAGAAAACAGAAACAGAGGCUUCAGAAAAAGAAGCAAGCUGACUUCAGUGAGCAUAGCAGUGGGAACAGGUCAAAGUCCUCUUAAAACAUUGGUGGAUCUGUUAAUUUUCUUAGAUUUGGAGGUCAAUAAAUGAGUUUUCUGAGUCAACCAUG
Tupaia belangeri chinensis (Chinese tree shrew) is the source of this 894-nucleotide messenger RNA. It is a transcript of the gene MRPS16, whose product is annotated as mitochondrial ribosomal protein S16. Gene Ontology annotation, cellular component: ribosome; mitochondrial small ribosomal subunit. The transcript is spliced from 3 exons. Lineage: Eukaryota; Metazoa; Chordata; Mammalia; Scandentia; Tupaiidae. Gene Ontology annotation, biological process: mitochondrial translation. The record is from RefSeq and is a predicted model, not a curated record. Gene Ontology annotation, molecular function: structural constituent of ribosome. Bases 16 to 783 code for a protein of 255 amino acids.